AUGCAAUCAUUUCAAUUAACUCAUCAAAGAAGAAGAAAAGCUGUUUCAUUAAAUAUUCCAUCACAUCCAUUUUCAUUACUUAGUCGUGAAGGGGCAAUUAUUCCUUCAUUAACAGAAAUUAUUUUAGAUGCAUUUAGUCGUUUUGAUGAAAACUUUUCAUCAUUAUCACAGUCACAAGAACCAUUACCUUUACCACCAUUACUUGCUACAAAAUUACUUCAAGUAGUUUCAAAUAAUCCAAAUGCAACAGAUAUAGAUUUAAAUAUUAUUAUGUAUAGAUUACUUGCAUCAGGUGUAAAUACAAUAACAUUAGAUAUUCAUAACACACAUUUAUUAACACGAAGUACUUGUCUUAAUGUAUUUCAAUUAUCAUUAUCAUUACAUAUUACUACAUUAGAUAUUUCCUUUGCCAGAGGUUGUUCAUCAGAUGAAUUAGGAAUUAUGUGUAAAAAUUUUCCAUAUUUAAAACAUUUAAAUGCAUCAGGAUGUCUUCCAUUUGAUGAUUUUUGUUUAUUAGCAAUAUUACAAUCAACACCACCAUUAGAAACACUUAAUGUUUCUAAUUGUCCAAGAAUUACAGAUUAUGGAAUACAAAAUAUUUCAAAUGUAAAUACAUUACGUAUUUUUAAAGCAAAUAAUACACUCUUAACAAGUAAAGGAUUACAAUAUCUUCAUGACUUAAUUGAAUUAGAAUUAUUAAAUUGUAAAAAUCUGACUGAUGAUUGUCUCUCUAUUCUUUCAAAAAGAAAUUCACAUUUAUCUUCUGUAUCUAUAUCUUCACAAAGAUUAACUGAUAAAUCAAUUCAAUCAUUCUUACAAAAAAUUCCUGAAUUAAAUUAUUUAAAUUUAACAAAUUGUGUUAAUGCUGGAAUACUUACUUUAUCUCAAUUAUUUCAUUCUAAAUUCAAAUUAACUAAUUUGAAUUUAUCUAAUUGUUUUGGUGUUUCUGGUGAACAUCUUAUGAGGUCUUAUAAUCAAUUAUAUGCCUCUUCUUUAUUUUCUUGGUUAGCUGAUCUUAUUUAUUUAAACAUUUCUGGUUGUACUCGUAUUUCUACUUAUUUCUUAACAAACAUUUUACAAAACACUCCAAAUUUAAGAACAUUAAUAUUAGAUGGAUUAACUGUUGAUGAACCUUCUAUUCAGUCUUUCCUUCAAUCAAGUUGUGUUGCAGCAAAUGUUACUAGAAGGUCUGUUGUUAGAAAAGGUGGAAAAUUUUCACCUCUUACUUUAUCUUUUAAACAAUGUAAAAUGAAUGAACAAACAUUAAUUAAUUUCUUUAGUGUUAGAGGAUGUGAUUUAAUUAGCAUAAAUCUUAAUUCAUGUUUUGCUUUAACUGCUAUUGCUUUAACUGUAUUAGGUGAUACUGCACAUUCUUUAACUCAUUUUUAUUGUACAAAUAAUACUACUCUAACUGAAACUGCUUUAAUUCAAUUUAUUUAUCGAUCCCCUCGUCUUAGAGUAUUAUUUUUAAGUGGUACAACAGCAGUAACUAAUAGAGUAAUAUUAGCUGUAAGAGAUUCAUGUUUAAAUUUAUCUCAUUUUGAUAUUAGUGGUUGUGAAAAUAUUACUCCUGAAUCUGGUGUUAUUCUCUCUGGAAUCCGUUCAUUACAAUAUCUUGAUAUCUCUUUUACUCCUUUUACUCCAAAUCAAAUUCAAUUCAUUAUUAAUGCUUUACCUAGAAUUACUAGUUUUUCUAUGCAAGGCAUUACUUAUAGUGCUCCUCAAUUAUUUUCUCAAGAAGCCCAAUGGAUGAAUGUAAUGAGACUUAAUUUCUCUCAAUGUAGUGAUGCUUUAUUAUCAAAUAUUUCUGAUUUUUGUCCUUUAUUAACUACUGUAGAAUUACGUAUGUGUGUUAAUGUGACUGAUUCUGGUAUUCAAAUGUUACUUAAUAAAUGUACAAAAUUAUUAAAUAUUGUUCUUACUGGUACUUCAGUCUCUCAACAAGUUAUUCGUUUUCUUUCUUCUAAAGGUGUUUCUAUUUUAUAA
Entamoeba histolytica HM-1:IMSS is the source of this 1986-nucleotide messenger RNA. RefSeq lists its product as uncharacterized. The transcript has a single exon. Gene Ontology annotation, biological process: SCF-dependent proteasomal ubiquitin-dependent protein catabolic process. Bases 1 to 1986 code for a protein of 661 amino acids. Gene Ontology annotation, cellular component: SCF ubiquitin ligase complex. NCBI's taxonomy places the organism in Eukaryota, Evosea, Mastigamoebida, Endamoebidae. The record is from RefSeq and is a predicted model, not a curated record.